This is a messenger RNA of Acanthoscelides obtectus, 1494 nucleotides long. The record is from the annotation of a GenBank genome assembly. Lineage: Eukaryota; Metazoa; Arthropoda; Insecta; Coleoptera; Chrysomelidae.
AUGUCUAGCAGUGAAAGUUCGGAUACGGAAAUGAUCGAUCGUAAAAGAAAAAAAAGAUGUCCUGAAACAUGGAAGAGAAAUGAAAGGAAGAAAGCUCGUCUUCUUGGAAGCCAAUACACAACUAAAACUGGGAAAAUAGUCAACAAAAGGGAGGUUAAAGCAGAUUGCACAUGUAAAAAGAAAUGCAUGACUAAAUUUAGGACGGAAGAAAAAGAAGCUGUUUUGAGAGCAUUAUACGAGAAAGGUUCAAAAAACGAACAAGAUGUCUAUUUCCAAGGGUUAAUGGAAUGUAAACCAGUCGUUAGGAAGCGACCAAAUAAAGAGGCCAGAGAAAAACUCAGGACAGCGAGUUUUUCUUAUUACAUACGAAAACCUUUAGAGAAACAACAGAAUUUUGCAUUAAAAUUCGGGAGGCCUCAAGUAGAUGUAUGUGGACAAUGCGAGGAAUUAACAACAAAACUUAAGGAUUCAAAGUUAAACGACAACGCUAAGAGAGUUGCUGCUGCCGAAUUAAUGGUUCAUAAGCGUCGAGCUAAAAAAUUUUACUCAAAGCUAAAGGAAGUCACUGAUCUGUGCCAUGAACGAGAAGAUGUUGGUGGAAUAGUUUUUGACUAUAUUCAAAAUAUGCCGCUGCCUGUUAUACCUGUCCAGGAAAUGUUUUAUUACAGGCAACUACGGCUAUAUGGGUUUGAAAUACACGAUUUAAAAAAUGAUACUGGACAUUUUUAUACAUACCAUGAGGGACAAGCCGCGAAGGGACCCAAUGAGGUAUGCACGUUUAUCAAUGAUUAUGUGCAGAAAAUGCCAGCGGAGAUUCAAGAGCUGCACAUAUUUUCGGACGGUUGCCCGGGCCAAAACCGGAAUAAUACCGUAAUAAGAUAUUUAUUAGCACUUGCAGCUUCAAAAAGAUUUCGCGAAAUUUAUCACUACUUCCCAUUGCGUGGUCACUCUUUUUUACCGUGCGACAGGGACUUCGGAUGUCUUAAGAGAGUGAUAAGAAAACAUGAUCGUAUAUAUCUUCCAGAAGAUUAUGAAAACAUGAUGCUCUCUUGCCGCAAAGUAAAGCCGUUUACUGUAUCAACAAUAUGUUAUAAAGAUAUAACUGAUUACAAAACUUGGUGGCCCAAAUAUUACAAAAAAACUUGUCAAUCUUCAGAUGAAAUAAAAUCCAAAUUUACACUAUCAAAUUACAGGCAGUUUACUUAUGAUAGUUCUACACCUGGAUACCUCAUCACUAGCGACUAUAUCGGAGGAUUUGUGUCGCAAUGUUUUAAAUUAAUCAAACCUAAAGCCAUGCCAACUUUACCAACUAACCCUGCAUAUUCAAAGACAUUACCAAUAAAUAUAAAGAAAAUUGAUAAUCUAAAAAAAGUCCUGCAAUAUAUGUCGUCAGAAAUAUUGGAAUCUAUUACCAUAUUACUUCAUGGGAAACCACCAACGCUGAAUGUGAGGCAACUGAGGCGGACUAAUAAAACUAUUUUUAUUGUAUUAUAG